UCCAAUUGCUGUUUUUAACCUUGAUGAGUUUAUAGUAGUCUGUAUGGUCAUUUCAUAUGUAGCAUCUGUCUUGUUAUUGUAACAUAAGUCAAUUUUUUAUAUAUAUAUAUUGUUGUGACUGAAUAUAAAUGCAAGCACAGAUACUGGGCCUUGAAGUUAGAGACCUUCAACCAAGCAUUUCCAAACUGCUGAGACCCCUCAACACGCUGGACGACCUUUGUCGACUAAUGCAGUCGUACAUCAACAUGCGCCCGAAUGCCCAAGGCCACCAGUCAGGUGUCAGCGUGCUGUGUGUGUCCUCUGAGCUGUGUAACCGCCUGGGAGCCUGCCACAUCACCAUGUGUGGCACAGGGAUGCAGAGAUGUACUCUGACUGUGACACUGGAGCAGGCAAUGAUUCUAGCCAGGAACCAUGGCCUCAUACCGCGCUGCAUCAUGCAGACCAUGGACAUAAUGCGUAAACAGGGGGCAAGAGUUGAGCUGUCUGCUAAAAAUCUCAAGGUAAUGGACCAGAUGCCUCCAUCAGCUCCAAGGCUCUUCAAGCUAUGUUUGCCACCCUCAGAUGGAGACCUCUAAGGAUACUGUCACUUCAGCAAAGUCAUCACAGAGAGGGUGAAUGAGGAACUGAUGAUGACAGGAGCAUAGAGACACUGGCAGUGGAAAACCUUGCCUCUCCCCAUUGCCCCACUUACACAGGGAUCAUUCCGGCGUGGAUACCACUAGAGUCUACAGAGCACCUACAGUGAGACUGAUGCAACCUGAGUCUCAGGACUAGCUAUGUAUUAUUUUACUGGAGCUAACCAUAUAGAAGCAUUAUUCUGUUGGCUCUCUUUCCAAACCAUGUCGACUUAACAACCGGUUCAAAAUAUUCACAACAAUACGAAAAAUGAGGAGGCCCCAUAAAGACAAUGUCCACAGUGGUUAUUCUCACAGUUGAGCUUAUAUUAUUAACUGGAUUAACCAAACUACCUGUAGCUGACUGUCAUCCUAAAUGCAGACAUUUCAUUUUGCCUUGGACUGCAAAAUCCAGAGAGUUGCGUGUUUCUCUGUUCAGGCUGGCGUUCCCCAGGGCUCAAUGUGCGGACCCCGAGUGAAGUAGAAUACUUGAAUGCCCUGUAAUUCAUAUAAGAUGCAGAAAGUUAAAGAUUAGACAGAGAAAUGGAAGUAGGGAUUGAAGGGCAGAUGAAGAUGGCAUGGGGGUGGGGUGGGAUUGCUGCAUGUGGUUACUGUGCAAUUACUGUAGGUUUAGUGUGAGUACUGUAUUACUGCACUAUAUGAAGGAUAGUUAUUUAUUGUGUCCAAGAAGGAGCGUUUUAUCGCCUACUUAUACUAUAUCGGGUAUUAAAAGAAUCUAAAAGCAUUCCAGCCUACGUAUUGAACAGUAUUUAAAGAACCAAUGGCAUGCCGUCUUUUGGAUGUAACUGCUCUGGUGUAUUUCAUUUUAUUUAUGUGUUACAUUAAUCUUCAGGGAGUGCAAGGGAUGGAUGUACUGAAGCUAGCUAAUCAGAAUCAGGACAAAGUAAGAAACUAUACAAGGUUGUUUCUCAACAAGCAGCCAAGUUAUCAGGAUACUGUUAAAUUAUUAAUAUAUUAAUUCAAGUCUUCUAGUUGAAGGAUUACCUUCACUUAACUAAGACACCUUUUGUUUUUUUGUUUUUUUCAAUUGGCUUUUAUGUUGUCUUGAAACGAUUGUGUUAACUGUAGGUAUUAAAAGAAGCACAAAAAUUGGUCCAUUCAGUGUUAGAAAAAAAGUACUGUAUGCAGUUUGCUGGUGAUGUGAACAAAGGGACUGUUUGAUGACUGAAAAAACCCAGUAACAUUAGUUUACUGACCAUUUUAUUAUUAUUAUUUUGUACAUACAAGCUGUAGCAGUGUCAGAGGGAGGGAGGGUGAGGUCGUGUAGAGAAUUAAAGCAGAGAGUUGCUAUAAAUUAAACUGGAUUAUUUUUUAUGGAAAUAAUAUAGUAUAUAAAACCUUUUUGUAUGUUUAACUGUGCAUUUAAAGAGAACCUGAUUCUCUUUUUUUAACUGUAACCUCACUGACAACUUGUGUCUGACUGUUAAAAAAGGUUUGACAUGGAUUUCAAGGACCUCACUUGACAUUACAGCAGGUCAUGUGAUCUUUUUAUUUUUUAUUUGGUUCAUGUUGGAAUAGUCCCUACACAUCCCUUGGCAGUAGCAUUACCAACACAAAUUGACAUCCAUCAGUUGCCAUAUAAAACCCAUGGCUAUUUGCAUUGUUUUUGUUUUCUUUAUCAAACGUUGCUCUUAACUCGAGCACUGUAAAUAUGAUAAAACUCCCAGUGCAGCGUUAGUUAUCAUAACCUGGUCUUAACUGUGCUACCGGUUCAAAUUAGCUAAUGAUUGCAGCAUGUCGGUGUAGCAGGACAUACAUGUCACUGAUUACACAUGUACUUACAUUAUUCUAAUGUUUCAAAUUGUAUAUACUUUACCUGCAAUUUUUUUUGUUGCUUGCAAAUAACUGUAAAAAGGAUUUUUGUUGUUGUUGUUGAAACUUUCUAAAAAUUAUCAUUGUAAAUGGAAUCUUAACAAGCUAGUGAAUAAAAUGUUCUCAGUAUGACAAAC
Messenger RNA from Neolamprologus brichardi, 2584 nucleotides. NCBI's taxonomy places the organism in Eukaryota, Metazoa, Chordata, Actinopteri, Cichliformes, Cichlidae. The record is from RefSeq and is a predicted model, not a curated record.